This is a messenger RNA of Drosophila rhopaloa, 1065 nucleotides long. RefSeq names its product CLIP domain-containing serine protease B9-like. The record is from RefSeq and is a predicted model, not a curated record. Gene Ontology annotation, molecular function: serine-type endopeptidase activity. The coding region runs from base 9 to 920 and encodes 303 amino acids. The transcript is spliced from 4 exons. Lineage: Eukaryota; Metazoa; Arthropoda; Insecta; Diptera; Drosophilidae. Gene Ontology annotation, biological process: proteolysis.
AUCGCAAUAUGACUCGUCGCGAAAUGAAGAGCUCCAUCGCCGUGGUCGUAAUAAUCGCCAGUUUUUGGCUCCAAGGAUCGCAUUCAAUUCUUUUGGAGAAUAAUUGUGGAGUGGAUAGUGGAAGGGUGAUAGAAAAUGGCAAAAAUGCUGGGCUAACAAAUAACCCUUGGAUAGCUUAUCUGCAUAAGCGAGAGCAAUUCAAGUGCGCCGGAAGUCUUGUCAAUCACUGGUUCGUUCUAACCGCGGCCCACUGCCUUCCCGAUGAUGGGGAUAUAAAGGUUCGUCUGGGCGAGUACAACAGCAAAACCAAAGUGGACUGCGUGGAACACACGUGCCUCAAACCUGCUCAGGACUACGAUGUGGAUAUGAUUUUCAAGCAUUCGUCCUUUGAUGCGAAUAAUCACGCCAACGACAUUGGAAUGUUGCGUCUCGAGAAGAGGGUGGAGUACCAAACCAACAUCCUCCCCGUCUGCAUUUUCGUGAGCUUUACUGAGUCGUUAAAGAAGUCUUUGGAUGCGGUUCUCUGGUUCAAGGCCUCCGGAUGGGGCAAUUCUGCUGGGGACACCAACGGUACCGUGCUCCAGGAACAGGAUAUACUCCGCCAUAAGAGCACGGCUUGCUCCGAACUCUUUGGCAAGGAUCUGGCCUCCGAUCAGAUCUGCGCCAGUAUGGAUAAUGGCGCCCUCUGCGACGGCGACUCCGGCGGACCGCACAUCAGGGUGAUGAGGUACGGGCAAGAGUUCCGCAGGGUUCAGUUGGCGAUCACCAGCCGGACGAACGCCGAGUGCAAAGGCUCCACCAUCCUCACGGAUCUCAGUAGCCACGCCGACUGGAUCAAACGGGUGGUGCAUCGGUUCGGUCCCCUGGCCGAUAAGCAGUGGCCAGACAAUGGCGUGAAAAUAGAGCCCACUUUCGUAUAGUGGAUACUUAAAAAAACAAUAAGGUUUCAACCUGAUUAUAAUAAACACAAAAAAAAGUAAUUUUAUAAAGGAGGUAAUACUAGUGUUUUGUAUGAGAAAACUUCUUUAAAUAAUAAAAUAAAAUGCAUGCAAAAUAAAAAACAAA